ACACACACUACAUAUAUAGAGAGAGAAAAUCACAGAGCAAAUGACGAUCAGCGCAGCUGACGGAGAUGAAAAUUGUGAGGCGGAAGCACCGCUGCUCGACGACGUCGUGCCGCGCUCCAUCGACUCCAACGGCCGGCGUUCAGUCCGAUCCAAAUCUGGUUGCUGGAGAUCCGCCUCUUUCCUCAUAGUUGUUGGAGUUUCGGAGAGGUUUGCUUACUACGGAAUAAGUUUGAAUCUGGUGAGCUAUCUGACCGGAAAUUUGGGGCUUCCGACCGCCACCGCGGCCGCGAUUCUCAACGCAUGGUACGGAACGUCGGCGAUUUUGCCGAUUCUCGGCGCUUAUGUGGCGGAUGCGUUUUCCGGCCGGUUUCGGAUGAUUUCCGCCGCUUGUGUGCUCUAUAUAGCGGCGCUUGGUUGCUUGACACUAUCAGCUUCACUCAACUCAUCCGAAUGCAAGCAAUCUUCACCAACCAGCCGCGCGUGCUCUUCGAACCAGCUCGAGCUUGUCUUCUUCUUCGUCUCGUUCUUCUCAGUGGCUUUCGCGCAGGCAGGUUACCUGCCCUGCGUGCAAGCUUUCGCGGUUGAUCAGUUCGACGAGGAAGACGAGAAUGAGAACAGAGCAAAGGGCUCAUUUUUCAAUUGGUGGAACUGUUUCAGCACUGCAGGGAUUCUGGCGCCUCUCUUGGUUUUGGCCUAUAUUCAAGAUAAUCUGAGUUGGGAGCUUGGAUUUGGAAUCCCUGCUGUCACCAUGUGUUUCUCUCUGGUUGUGUUCUUGUCCGGGAUUAGAACCUAUCGGUUUCGCAAGACUGGGGAAGGAGGUAGUAACCCGUUCGUGCGUAUCUAUCGUGUUUUUGCACGAGCAGCUAAGAAUCGCCGCAUUGCCCGUGUAACUAAGGAGGAGACCAAUAAUAUAUCAGACUACGGUGCUCACAUCGGGUUUCUUGACAAAGCAUUGCUCGAACCCGAUGGUUUAACCACUGGAGACGUCGAAGAUGCAAAAUCGAUCCUCAAACUUGCUCCGAUAUGGUGCUCGUGCCUCGGCUACACGAUCAUCUACGCGCAGCCAUCAACUCUCUUCACCAAGCAAGCCGCCACCCUCGACCGCCACAUCACCUCCGCCUUCCAAAUCCCGGCCGCCUCUCUCCAACACUGCUUCAUCGGCAGCUCCAUCAUCAUCUCCCUCCCAAUCUACGACCGCGUCCUCGUCCCCAUCGCCAAAUCCAUAACCAAAUGCCCCUCGGGCAUCUCGACCCUCCAGAGGGUCGGGACAGGGCUCGUCCUCUCUCUCGUCUCCAUAGUCUUCGCAGCCGCUGUUGAGAGGAGGCGCCUUGAAAUUGCCCGAGACCACGGCCUUGUUGACAAGCCAGAGGCCGUGGUCCCGAUGAGCGUGUGGUGGCUGGCGCCGCAGUAUGUGUUAUCAGGGUUGGCGGAUGCCUUUGCAAUGGUUGGUCUUCAAGAGUUUUUCUACGAUCAAGUUCCUUUAGAUCUUCGAAGUGUUGGUCUUGCUAUCUACAUUAGCAUACUUGGCACGGGCAACCUUGUAAGUAGCUUCCUCGUGUCUACGAUACAGAGUGUCACUGCCGGAAACGACCGAGAGGGGUGGUUUUCCGACAACCUUAACCGGGCCCACCUCGAUUACUUCUACUGGCUGCUGGCAGGGCUCAGCCUGGCUGGAUUCGUCGCGUUUCCAAACGACGUCGUUCCCGGCUACGUCGACUUCAAGGGCCGCCCUUCCAUCCGCUCCAAAUCCGGUUUCUGGAAAUCAGCUUUUUUCAACGCCGGUUUUGAAAUGGCGGAGAGGUUUUGUUACUAUGGAAUCAGCUCGAAUUUGGUGAAUUACUUAACCGGCGAACUAGGCCAAUCCACGGCCGCCGCCGCCGCAAACUUGAAUGCGUGGUACGGCACGGCGGCCCUCUCGCCUAUCCUCGGUGCGCUUAUCGCAGACACGCUUUUGGGCCGCUUCCGAACCAUUGUCUUCUCGUCUCUCUUGUAUAUAUUGGGACUUGGCUUCUUGACUCUAUCUUCUUUACUCAAUUCAAUGGGCUCCACAAGCUGCAAAAGUGAUGGAAACAGCAGCAACACAUUAUGUUAUCCAUCUCAGAUUCAGACAAUUUUCUUCUUCUUUUCUUUGUAUUUGGUUGCAUUUGCUCAAGGUGGGCUCAAGCCCUCCCUGCAAGCAUUUGGUGCGGACCAGUUCGACGUUGCGGAUGAUAACGAAAACGCAGCGAAAAGCUCCUUCUUCAACUGGUGGCUCUGGUCCUCGUGUCUAGGCAUCGUCCUCGCCCUCGCUGUGGUUAAUUACGUAGAAGAGAAUCUAAGUUGGGUGGUCGGAUUCGGAAUCCCUUCCAUCGUUAUGCUCGUCUCCUUGAUUCUCUUCUGCAUCGGGUCACUGGUUUACCGGUUCAGUACUGAGAGCAAGAGGAACAAGGGAAGGCAUCCGUUUGUCAGAAUGUUUCGUGUUAUUAUGAAAAAACGCGAAACUUCUGGUCUUGAGUCUUUGGACAAGGCACUGCUUCCACUGUCAGACACGCCCUCGGCUGAGUCUGACAAUGUGGAAGGUGCCAGGGAAGCAAAAGCAAUGCUAAGGCUUGUCCCGAUUUGGUGCACAAGCCUGGGCUACUCCGUCGUGUACGCACAACCUUCCACUCUGUUCACGAAGCAAGCCGUCACGAUGGACCGUCGCAUCGGCCCGACUUUCGAAAUCCCUGCGGCCUCGUUUCAGAUCUGCAUCUCUCUAUCAGUCGUGGUCUUUAUCACGAUCUACGACUGCGUGUUCGUCCCCAUUGCCAGGUCCAUAACCAAGAAGAGCUCGGGCAUAACAGUGUUCCAGAGGAUCGGGGUCGGGCUGGUCCUGUCCCUCCUGUCCAUAGUGAUCGCGGCCGUCGUUGAGGCCAGGCGCCUCAAGGCUGCCCGCGAGCACGGCCUGGUUGACCAGCCCGACGCCGUGAUCCCGAUGAGCGUGUGGUGGUUGGCCCCACAGUACACGCUCUCCGGGAUCUCAGACGUUUUUGGCAUGGUUGGCCUGCAGGAAUUUUUCUAUGACCAAGUCCCGAGUGAGCUCAAGAGCACAGGGCUCGCCCUGUACCUGAGCAUACUCGGGGUGGGCAGCCUUGCUAGUAGCUUGUUGGUAUCCGUGAUCCAAAAAGUGACAAGCGGAGGCGGUGGGGCCGGAUGGUUUUCCGACAACUUGAACCGGGCGCAUCUCGACUACUUCUAUUGGCUGCUGGCCGGGAUUAGUGCACUCUCCCUUGUUGGUUAUGUUUACUCGGCUAAGUACUAUGUUUAUAGUGGAAGAGCCGCUCACUAACCAGCCUUUUUGUCAUGUUUAUAUUAAGUUAUUUAAAAUGUUAAUGAAUGUUUGCCUAAUUUAUUUUUUCAAUUAUUGUUUGCAAUGAAAAAAGGAUCUUGCUUAAA
Salvia hispanica is the source of this 3414-nucleotide messenger RNA. Its product is annotated as protein NRT1/ PTR FAMILY 5.10-like. Gene Ontology annotation, molecular function: transmembrane transporter activity. NCBI's taxonomy places the organism in Eukaryota, Viridiplantae, Streptophyta, Magnoliopsida, Lamiales, Lamiaceae. Gene Ontology annotation, biological process: transmembrane transport. The record is from RefSeq and is a predicted model, not a curated record. Gene Ontology annotation, cellular component: membrane.